Pochonia chlamydosporia 170 is the source of this 972-nucleotide messenger RNA. RefSeq names its product peroxisomal adenine nucleotide transporter 1. The transcript has a single exon. Lineage: Eukaryota; Fungi; Ascomycota; Sordariomycetes; Hypocreales; Clavicipitaceae. The record is from RefSeq and is a predicted model, not a curated record. Bases 1 to 972 code for a protein of 323 amino acids.
AUGCCUUCCAACGCGGCACUCGAUGCCUUGGGCCAUGCUGUGUCUGGUUCAAUUGGCACCGGAAUAUCCACAGCUGCCAUUUUCCCCCUCGAUCUUGUCACGACUCGAUUGAAAGCACAGCGCAGGCUGAAAGGGUCUGAGCAUUAUAAUGGUGUGGUGGACGGCCUAAGGGCGAUUGUCUCGCGCGAAGGUGGCAUCGCAGCUCUCUACCACGGACUCGGCCCAGAUGUUGGUAAAUCUUUGGUGGAUAGUUUUCUAUUCUUUGGCUUCUAUACCUAUUUGCGCCAAAGGACUCGCCACCCAACCGUAAUACAAGAGUUGGGCUUGGGAGCCCUAGCUGGGGCAUGUUCCAGGGCAAUCACAACUCCCAUUUCUAAUGUGGUUACUCGUAUGCAAAUGCAACCAGGUACAGAGUCACUGAGCCAGUCGCUGGAUGAAAUCAGGAAAGAGAGCGGGACAUCGGGCUUGUGGUCCGGUUAUUCAGCCACGCUGAUCCUCACCAUGAAUCCAAGUCUUACUUUUUUCGUCAAUCGGCGGCUUGCAAAGCGUGUCAUUCCAGCCCUGGAGGAGGAAGAUAUCCCAGUUGCGUGGAUCGCCUUCCUUCUAGCGGCGUUGAGCAAGUCGGCAGCUACAGUGCUAACUUAUCCCUUUCAAACUGGACGAACGCGUUUGCAGAUGCCGACUGAGUUGGAUUGCGAAGACCCGCUGGAUGACAAGAAGAACCAAAAGAAAAAGUCCCUCCUCUCCCAGCUACUUGUGCUAGUUGAAAAGACGGUAUUUGGUGUCAUCUUGCGAAUAAUCAAUAAAGAGGGCUUUCGCGCUCUUUAUGAUGGCCUCCAGGGAGAGCUGCUCAAGGGCUUCCUGAGCCAUGGUUUGACAAUGGUGACCAAAGGAUUUCUGCAUCGCCUUGUUAUCCGAUUAUGGAUUCUUUCACAGCCGCAGCUGCGCAAGCGCCUACAACAGCGACAUUAA